Messenger RNA from Penicillium riverlandense, 987 nucleotides. RefSeq lists its product as uncharacterized. Lineage: Eukaryota; Fungi; Ascomycota; Eurotiomycetes; Eurotiales; Aspergillaceae. The record is from RefSeq and is a predicted model, not a curated record. The transcript has a single exon. Gene Ontology annotation, molecular function: 5'-3' DNA helicase activity. The coding region runs from base 1 to 987 and encodes 328 amino acids.
AUGACGAAGGAAACCGACCUUUGGCCCCUGUACACUUUCUACAGAUCUGUUCCACUGUUGCUCUUCGGUGAUCAUCAUCAAUUGCAGUCGAUCAUUAAGAGUAACCCGGAAACAAAUCAAUUCUACAGGCAAUUGCAACUGUCGCCGUUUGCUCGCUUCGUGUAUGCUGGCUUGCUCGUGGAGCUUCUUCGUGAACAGCACCGCAUGGCUCCUGACAUUUCUGAUAUCGUGAAUCGGAUCUUCUACGCCAAUCAACUUCGUGAUGCAAUAGAAGUGACUCUCCCGCACAACCAAAUGGCUCAGAAAAUCCUGGAGUGGAACAAAACUGACCGCAUCUCCUGUAACUCGAACGCCAUCUUUGUGGAUGUCCGUGAUGCAAGUCCCGGGAAGAUUGGGUAUUCCAUCUUUAACAACACGUUUGCGGAACAGGGUAUCUCCCUCUGUCGAGCAUUGCUUCGCGGAAGUAUCCUCAACCCGAAAGACAUUGUGAUCCUUACCCCAUAUGAAGCUCAAUACCGCCUUUAUCAGCGGCUGCUGGUCCAGGCUCACUUGCAAUCUCCACAGCUUGGUUUCAAUCAAGUCGAUGUGCGCAAAGUGGAUUCUUUCCAGGGCCAGGAAAGUUCAGUCGUGAUCCUCGAUGUUACGUUCACUGAGAAGCUCGGAUUCAUGUCCGUUCCGAACAGAUGGAAUGUGGCGCUCAGCCGAGCUCGCAAAGCAUUAUAUGUGCUCUGCGACCGUUCGGGCAUCGGUAAAAAGGGCAGUCGUGUUUACUGUGUCUCUGAGCUAAUCAAAAUCGUCAAUAACAAGCAGCUGUGGGUCAAAUCCCAGCAGCGGCUAAUGACCAAGGGGAAGCGCGGCGCUGAACUCGCAGAGGAACAAAGGGCAUGGAAAAAAAAGUCGAAAUCGAGGCAAUGGAAACCGCCUUUGAACCGACAAGCGCCUUUGGAAAGAUUCCUAUUCGGUUCAUCCAGGAUACAUCUUGAUUAG